UUUUAGCCUUGCAUUUUCAGGGUUUUAGCUAUGUUUUUUCCCCGUUAUCUUUUGGCUUUGGUCAAGUGAAGUCGAUAGAAACAGUCCUGUUUACAGCGUACUUAUUUCCCUGUGCUUUUAAUUCUUUAAAGAAAUAAUGUUCGUGUUUUGAUAAUUGUACUGUCAGUGGUAGACACGAAGGGAUGGCGGAAAAGACGCAGAGUUUAAAGGCUGCGUCUUGCAAGAAGUGUCAAGCUUUCUUGGAGGAACGUCAUUUUUGCUUGCUGAAGAGACCAUGACUAUCUCUCUGCUGUUAACAUCUAAAUACAAAACCAUCCUUGAAUCUUUUUUUUUCUUUUCUAAUUGAUUUUGCAUAUAAUACUAUUUUUGUUGUAUUGUACCGUGGUUUUGCUGGUGAAUGAAUAAUGUGUAAAUAUAUGCAACACGUUGUUUACUGCCAAGACUGUGCAGUGCAUCAUUUAAUCUUUUCCAACUGAUGAAGCUUGUCCAACAUCCAUGCUCCGUGGCUCCUGUGUUGCCUUCUCUCAUCACGGUACGGUUUCUCCAUCCCAAAAAAGGAGGCUGCUGAUGCGGAUUGAUUCUAUAGCAAGUGUAUACAUCAACUAAAGACAUGAGAAGAUUUGUCUACUGCAAAGUGGUCCUGGCCACAUCUUUGGUUUGGGUGCUUGUAGAUGUUUUUUUACUCCUGUACUUCAGUGAGUGUAACAAGUGUGAUGACAAGAACGACAGAUCACUGCUGCCUGCUUUGAGAGCUGUCAUGUCAAGAACACACAAGGGUCCUGGAGAGAUGGGAAAAGCUGUCAUUAUAUCAAAAGAUGACCAGGAAAAAAUGAAGGAGCUGUUUAAAAUCAACCAGUUCAACCUCAUGGCCAGUGAUAUGAUUGCCCUGAACAGAAGUUUGCCAGACGUGAGACUGGAAGGGUGUAAAACAAAAGUUUACCCUGAUGCCCUCCCAAAUACAAGCAUUGUUAUAGUCUUUCACAACGAAGCAUGGAGUACUCUACUACGAACAGUCCACAGUGUGAUAAAUAGGUCCCCAAGACAUUUACUUCUAGAGAUACUGCUAGUGGAUGAUGCAAGUGAAAGAGAUUUCCUAAUGACAAAAUUAGAGAAAUAUGUUCGCAAUUUGGAAGUUCCAGUGAGAAUCCUCAGGAUGGAACAAAGGUCUGGACUGAUUCGCGCUAGGCUUCAAGGGGCAGCUGCUACUAAGGGCGAAGUCAUAACUUUCCUAGAUGCACACUGUGAAUGCACUAGUGGGUGGCUAGAACCACUAAUGGCAAGAAUUAAAGAAGACAGAAGGAUAGUUGUUUGCCCUAUUAUUGAUGUAAUCAGCGAUGACACAUUUGAAUACAUGGCUGGAUCUGACAUGACUUACGGUGGCUUCAACUGGAAGCUGAAUUUUCGCUGGUAUCCUGUUCCACAGCGAGAGAUGGACAGAAGAAAAGGAGAUCGAACAUUACCUGUCAGGACCCCUACAAUGGCUGGUGGUUUAUUCUCAAUUCACAGAAAUUACUUUGAAGAAAUUGGAACUUAUGAUCCAGGAAUGGACAUCUGGGGUGGAGAAAACUUAGAAAUGUCUUUUAGGAUCUGGCAGUGUGGAGGGUCAUUGGAAAUUGUUACAUGUUCCCACGUUGGUCAUGUCUUUCGCAAAGCCACUCCUUACAGUUUUCCUGGAGGAACAGGUCAUGUUAUCAACAAGAACAACAGAAGACUAGCUGAAGUCUGGAUGGAUGAAUUUAAAGAUUUCUUCUAUAUCAUAUCACCAGGUGUAGUCAAGGUUGAUUAUGGAGAUGUGUCACAGCGGAAAGCCCUAAGAGAAAGACUCCAGUGUAAACCUUUUUCAUGGUAUCUGGAAAACAUUUAUCCUGACUCUCAGAUCCCAAGAAGAUAUUUCUCACUUGGUGAAAUCAGAAAUGUUGAAACCAACCAGUGCUUGGACAACAUGGGAAGAAAAGAAAAUGAAAAAGUAGGAAUAUUUAACUGCCACGGAAUGGGCGGAAAUCAGGUAUUUUCCUAUACAGCUGACCAGGAAAUCAGAACAGAUGAUCUCUGUCUGGAUGUUUCAAGGCUUAAUGGUCCUAUACUCAUGCUGAAAUGCCAUCACAUGAGAGGAAAUCAGCUGUUUGAGUAUGAUGCACAGUGGCUGACGCUUCGACAUGUCAACAGUAACCAGUGUCUGGAUAAGCCGUCCGAGGAGGACAAAAUGGCGCCCACCUUGAGGGACUGCCAUGGCAGCCGAUCUCAAGAGUGGCUGCUGCGGAACAUGACCUUGAGUGCCUAAAGCCUGAAAAGACUUCUUUCAUUCUGACAGUAUCUACAGGGUUCCAUACUACUACAAUGUGUGUGGAUUUUCUUUUUUCUGAUGAAGCGCUGUCAACCAUUUUGACCUUCUUGGAAUCAAAGAAAGCAUUUUAGCGAUAUAGAGUAGCAGCUGUAAUCAAAUUAUUAUUAUUUUAUUUGUUUUAUUUUUUUCCAUAAAACAUGCUCAAAACAUGUUCAUGCUGGCUCCAAGUCUGCAUCUGCUGACAGGAAAGAAAAACACAAUAGGUGUAGAAAUAAUGUGGUAUUGCAACAAAAAGGUGUUCUCUUACUUUAUUUUCCAGUUGCUUAGGUAAUGACAUUCAUUUCAGCUUGGCAGGAACACAAUACAAAAUGUAAUGCCUUAAAUAAAGUAACUUAAUAAUACAAAUAAUUAACGCAAGAAAUAGUUUUGACACUGAAAGAGAAUGUUCUUGCAAAACGAAUAUAUUUAAAGGGUACAGUAUAACACUGUAUAUAGUUUAUGAUUAAUUGAUCUAAAAACCUAUUUAACUAAUUUACUGUUAUUUAUGACAAGUAUCUUGUGGUAACAAGUAAUUAAUAAUAAUAUAAUAGAAGCCUGUGUAUAUCUUGCAUACUGUAUGUUUUUAGAAAAUGUGGACCAAAAUAAUGGAGAAAUUGUUCAUUUGGAAAUUAAUCACUGUGUUUGAUUUAAUCAAGUGACAUUCAGUUAAACUUUGUAGAAGUGCAGUAUAUAUCUGUUUUAAAUUAAGGGCUUAUCAGAUGUUACUUUUUUGCCGUUUUUCUUAACGCAGUAGUGUGUAAAAGGCAGUUUGAUUGAUUACACCUAGAACAAGAAAAUACAUUAAGCCAGGUAUUCGGUUGCUCUGUAUUUCUGAUUGAAUCCCCAGAGUACUCUCUACAAUUACAUUUUGUGAAGCUUUGUUAUCUUCUGUAUCAUUUUAAUGUUUAAUGGUAUGCAUAUCACUGGUUUUAUC
Molecule: messenger RNA, 3257 nt
Organism: Polyodon spathula (Mississippi paddlefish)
Lineage: Eukaryota; Metazoa; Chordata; Actinopteri; Acipenseriformes; Polyodontidae
Product: polypeptide N-acetylgalactosaminyltransferase 13-like
Exons: 12
Coding region: 611-2281 (556 amino acids)
Cellular component (GO): Golgi apparatus
Source: RefSeq, a predicted model, not a curated record